GGAAAUAGUUCCUCCCCCGAUCCCAGUUUCAAACAGAUGUUGCUCUUGUGGGAGCAGUCUUCCCCCGCCUCCAAGCACUGCACGUCCCACGUCCCCUCCGCCUUCGUUCCCACAUACUGCUACGCCCCGUUCAUCAUCCCCCCACAGGAGCACGAUCACCGUUUCCAAGGCCAUGCUGGGACGCUUCCAAAACGUAGCGAGGGGACUAGCAAUGGAAAGGGGAGCGAAUGUCACGUCGACCGAUGUCCUCGGGACUUUGCUCGACUGGUGCAGAACUAAGAUUGAGAAACUGCCGCAGGGCACCCCUGCCACAGAAUGUGUGCGAAACACGUCCCUCGGCAGCUCAGCUGCCUCAUGUCCUCGUCCAUGCAUCAAACAGGGUACAAGUACCCUGCCUGGCAACGAUCCAUCUGCCCCCAAUGGUAGAAUGUUUGAUGAAACGGUGAAAUGGACUGAUGGGAGUCCGUACUGCCCGGAGUUUGGCCCACUGGUAGCUCAUGACGCAGUCAUGACCGACCUUCAGAAAUGGAAAGGAGAUAAUCGGCCCGACGUCGUUCUUAGCGAGCCACCAAAAAUUCUCCAGCUGCUUUCUUUUUUUACCCUUUACUGCCCUGUGCACGGUCAUAAUGGUGUUGUUCGGGUGUCCGGAAUUCGAUACUCUAGGCAGAUUGUCAUUCUAACAUUGCAUUGUCGUCGAGGUUGUCAGUGGGUAUGGCAUUCAUCAAAGCCGGAGAACACGAAGUUGAGUAGCCGAGUGACGGGCCAAAUGUAUCAUGCGGCCCUCAGCUGCGGAAUGGGAUACACCACGUUGAACGACUUUUGCCUUACGUUGGGCAUGCGCGGCGUCCACAAGACGUCCUUUUACAUGUUCAGUCGUGGCAUGUAUGGCUUCAAUGGUGGGUGGUGUGACGUCGCCCAGCGGACUACUGAGAAAGAUAUGACGGAGGCCGUUGAGCGCGUGCGAAAAGAAUACUCCAACAUAACCGUUCUUCUUGACGGCCGGUAUGACUCGUCUUGUGAUGCGACGCAGUGUACAGUGACAGUUAUGCAUUACGAAACCAGACUAAUACUCGGUGUUGAGACGAUCCGAAAACGGCCAGGGGAAUCGUCGUGAACAUUGGAAACCACUGCAACCCGGAAUGUCUUGAUACGUUUGCUUCGAGUGCACAACUUGCCGAUACAGAAAGUGGUCCAUGACGACAAGGCUUCAGUUUGUGCCGUUUUGAAGGAACUCGGGUUGCAGGACCAAAAGGAUAUGUGGCACAAAGC
Messenger RNA from Chara braunii, 1269 nucleotides. Lineage: Eukaryota; Viridiplantae; Streptophyta; Charophyceae; Charales; Characeae. The record is from the annotation of a GenBank genome assembly.